GUUCACCAGCCACAGCUGCGCGAUUCUCCUGUUGAAUUAUGGCUGUUCUCAGGCUCCUUACCGUUGUCCUGCUUUUGCCCUCGCUAAUGGUUUAUGCCAUGGACUACAAUAACUUGGCGGAUGUGGCAUGCGGCCAAACGAUUAAAAAGCAGCCACGUAUUGCUGGCGGCGAGACGGCUUUGCCCGGGGAGUUUCCGUGGCUGGUGAGCAUUGGCAUCAAAGCUGGACAUAUCUGCGGCGGUACUAUUGUUAAUAAGAGAUUCAUCCUUACUGCUGCACACUGCUUCUGUGGACGAAAUGGUUUGAAGGAAAAAAGCUUGAUACGCGUGACACUCGGCGAAUAUAACUUGGCGGAACCAGAAUAUCCCGCUGCUAUAGUAGUGGGUAUCAAGAAAAUUAUCGUCCACGAGAAUUUUACCUGCGGCAAAUACCUGAACGACGUAGUUCUGCUGGAAGUUAGCGAACCGAUCGAAUGGUCUGAAAGCGUUCAACCAGCUUGUUUACCUUUGGCUGAGGGUUAUGUUGGUCACAGUACUUUCACUGGUCAAAGUGCCAUUGCUGCUGGCUGGGGAUGGCUCGGAGAGAGUCCCGAGCUUAUCUAUAAAAAAUCGAAGGUUCUACAAAAAGUCGAAGUGAACGUUGUCGAGGAUCAAACUUGUAAUGAUUGGUACGCUAGUCAAGGAAAAAAAACCCAAUUGAAACGCGGACAGAUGUGCGCUGGUCACGAGGAAGGUGCACGUGACGCUUGCGGGGCCGACAGUGGUGGUCCGCUCAUGCUCAACGAUAACGGCGACAGAACCAUGGUCAUUGGUAUUGUCUCAUCCGGGAUUGGAUGUGCUAGGAGAAGGCUGCCUGGAAUUUACACGAGGAUCUCGGAAUUUGUGCCCUGGAUUAUUGAAAAAGCCAAGUGAAUUGACCCUUGAAUAGCUCGGUUCCUUUUCAGCUGCUGUUAACGUUCCACCGAAGAAUAGUUAUUUUGUAUGAUACUUUGUUUUAAUAAGUUAUUGUUCAGCUUGUUGUAGUUCAACUACCCUCGAAUUGUUAUAGAAACAUUAACCACGAUUGUUUUUAUAUUUAGGAUUUUAUGAUUAAUGAAUUAAUCUAAUCCAAGUAGCGAAAUCUUUUUAAUUUUAUGUGUCAGUGUUAAUUUAAAUUUAAUUGCUCGAAGAGAACAUUUUGAAAACUUUGGAUCACAAAAUUAAUCUUCGGUCGAUUUUCGAGUAUUGAUAAGAGCACGGACUGUUUUUCUUUAUAAUUAACAAGGAUUUCCGUUAAAAAAUCAGGACGUUAUUAUCCCACUAUCCUUUUAAAUGUGAUAUACCGAUAUCAUCCCUUUAGGUUAUGGAUUUGUAGGCCAAGAGGAAACGUCUAUUCACUGAUUCAACAAGCUGAACUACAGGUUGACAAAACUAACAGUCACCUGCCGAGACCUGUUUAUAUGAACUCUUUGAUUAUUUGAAUUUUUUGAAUUCUUUUUAUCUUUAUUAUACUGACGAUAGACAUUAAAAAGCAUUGACUGUGAUAAGUGUGA
This is a messenger RNA of Phymastichus coffea, 1531 nucleotides long. Its product is annotated as acrosin-like. Gene Ontology annotation, biological process: proteolysis. The record is from RefSeq and is a predicted model, not a curated record. The transcript has 5 exons. The coding region runs from base 39 to 911 and encodes 290 amino acids. NCBI's taxonomy places the organism in Eukaryota, Metazoa, Arthropoda, Insecta, Hymenoptera, Eulophidae. Gene Ontology annotation, molecular function: serine-type endopeptidase activity.